AUGCGGAUGAAAGGGUUGGCCUGUCCGUGCCCUGCCCUACCUAAGUUCUUGGAACUGGGGACCUGCUUAAUGGCUGAGGGUUCCCGGACUCAGGCGCCAGGUCAAGGGCCUCCUAUAAACAUCCAGUUUCUUCGUGCCCAGUAUGAAGGUCUGAGGAGACAGCAGAAGACCCAGGCCCACCUAAUGGUGCUCCCUAAAGAAGGGACCAUGCCUACUCCAGCUGAAUCGAUGACCAGUGCUGUUUGGAUCAACAAGGAGAGAAGGAGCUCACUGUCGCCAGAAGAAACUGACUCUGAGGCUGAGGGGAUGUUGGAGGAAGUGGACAGAAGCUGCCAUCAGGCUCCCGAAACUCCAUGGCACACUUACUUAGAGCUGCACCGCUUGGUUCAAACCUUCCAUCUGGAAGCUGGUCACCAAGGGAACCCCAAGGGAUACCUUGUGGAGCCAGAACCAAGGUUGUCUCCAGAGGGAGACACUGAUGUUUUGAAAAACAAUCAGAAGACACAGCAGGAAAUCAAAAUCCCAGAGGUAGCCCAGCAUCAAAGUCAGGAGGGCUGUGCCCCACUGCAGGCAGCAGGUUCUAAUGCUCAGUAUCUCUCCUCCACAAAGAAUCCACACAGGUCUGGAAAACCAGCUUACUAUCCAUUUCCCCAGAGGAAACCUCCCAGGAUCUCCCAAGCUGCCCGGAACCUGGGCUUAUAUGGCCCACCCUGA
Arvicanthis niloticus (Nile rat) is the source of this 714-nucleotide messenger RNA. RefSeq names its product chromosome 5 C9orf152 homolog (gene C5H9orf152). The record is from RefSeq and is a predicted model, not a curated record. NCBI's taxonomy places the organism in Eukaryota, Metazoa, Chordata, Mammalia, Rodentia, Muridae.